UGGAGAGAGAGGGAGGUGGUGGACACACACAGAGGGAGAGAGAGUGGGUGCGUUCCCGCAGCAACAGGGAAGAUGGCAGCUCUCACAUCACUCACCCAGUUGUCAAGUGGGAACCCCGUGUUUGAGAACUUUUACAGACAGGUGGAUCCAGGGAACACGGGGAGAGUGGGACCAACAGAAGCUGCCCUGUUCUUAAAAAAGUCUGGACUCCCUGAUGUUACACUGGGAAAGAUUUGGGAUUUGGCUGAUCCUGAUGGAAAAGGCUACUUGGACAAACAGGGAUUCUACGUGGCUCUGCGGCUCGUGGCCUGCGCUCAGAGCGGUCAGGAAGUCAGUCUGUCCAGCCUCAACCUCACAGUCCCUCCCCCCAAGUUUAAGGACACCAGCAGUCCAUCUCUGAGCAGCACAGUCCCUGCUGACUUACACUGGGCUGUAAGGCCAGAAGAGAAAAGUAAGUUUGAUGGAAUCUUUGAAAGUUUGGCUCCUGUUAACGGCCUGUUGUCCGGGGACAAGGUCAAGCCAGUCCUCAUCAACUCCAAGCUACCUCUGGACAUCCUCGGCAAGGUUUGGGACCUGAGUGACAUUGAUAAAGACGGACAUCUGGACAGAGAUGAGUUUGCAGUGGCCAUGCACCUGGUGUACCGGGCGCUGGAGAAAGAACCCGUCCCUGCUCUCCUCCCCUCGUCCCUCAUCCCUCCAUCCAAGAGGAAGAAGAGUCUGGGCUCGGUGGUGAUGAGCUCGGUGCCUGGACUUCCUGCCAGUCCUCCACCUCCUAAAGACUCACUGCGCUCCACGCCUUCCCACGGCAGUAUGAACUCGCUCAACAGCACAGGCAGCCUGUCGCCCAAACACACACUCAAGUCUGGACAGCAUUCACUGAACUGGGUGGUUCCCGUGUCAGACCGUGGUCGCUAUGACGACAUCUUCCUGAAGACAGAUGCUGACCUGGAUGGUUUUGUCAGUGGACAUGAAGUGAAGGACAUCUUCAUGCAGUCUGGACUUUCUCAGAACCUCCUUGCCCACAUAUGGGCUUUGGCAGACACGCGGCAAAUAGGCAAACUUUCCAGGGAGCAGUUUGCCCUCGCGAUGCAUCUCAUCCAGCAGAAAGUCAGCAAGGGAAUCGACCCUCCACAGGCCCUCAGCGCUGACAUGAUCCCCCCUUCUGAGAGAGGCACGCCCGUACCAAGUAUGUCUGGAUAUAUGACUCCUGUGGGAUCAGAGAUGGCUGCUCUGUCUGAUAUGAGAAGGGACAGCUCCAGUUCAGUGGGUUCAGGCGAGUUCACUGGCAUCAAAGAGUUGGAAGACCUCAGCCAGGAAAUAACACAACUACAAAGGGAAAAAUACACUCUUGAGCAGGACAUCAGGGAGACAGAGGAGGCCAUCAGGUAUAAGAGCGCAGAGGUUCAGGAGAUGCAGAAUGACCUGGACAGAGAGACGGCCAGCCUGCAGGAGCUGGAGGCUCAGAAACAGGACGCUCAGGAGCGUCUGGAGGAGAUGGACCAGCAGAAACAUAAACUAGAAGACAUGCUCAACGAGGUCCGGAUCAAGUGCCAGGAAGAGUCUCAAAUGAUCUCAACGCUCCAAACGCAGAUCCACUCCCAGGAGUCAGACCUGCUGAGCCAGGAGGAAGAGCUGAGCCGGGCCAAGGCCGACCUGGGUCGACUCCAGCAGGAGGAGAAACAGCUGGAACAGAGUCUGGCUGCUGGGAAGAUCCAGCUGGAGACCAUCAUCAAGUCUCUGAAGGCCACACAGGACGAGAUCAACCAGGCUCGCAGCAAACUGUCACAGAUUCAGGACAGCCAACAGGAAGUGUCCAAAAGCAUCGAGCAGUACAACAGCACGCUGAACGGAACCCACGGAGGCAGCAUGACCAACCUGGCAGACAUGAGCGAGGGCUUCAGUGACCGAGAGAAUGGAGGAUUCCCAGCCAUGAUGAGAGCAGCACAGGAGGAUCCGUUCAAAGUGAAGCCAUCAGUGUUCAACAAUCAGCCUCAGGAGCUUCCUCCUGACCCCUUCCACUCUGAAGACCCCUUCAUAUCCGACCCAUUCAAAGGUGACCCUUUCCAAAACGAUCCUUUUGCAAAGCAGCCACCAGCACCUACAGAUCCUUUUGGCGGAGACCCCUUCAAAGAGACGGACCCGUUCAAAGCUUCGUCCGAAGACUUCUUCAAGAAGACCACAAAGAUGGACCCCUUCUCCACGGCAGACCCCUUCAACAAAAGUGCCACGUUACCCAACAACAAGCAACAAGCCACAAGUCACUUCACGAGUGGUGAUCCGUUCUCUUCAAGUCACCCAAAACCCAGAGGAGCAGAUUUAUUCGGCACGCUGGACCCGUUUGGCAGCAGUUCGUUCAGCAGCAGCAGCAACAGCUUGGGUGGAUUCGCAGAUUUCAGCCACAUGUCCAAGACCAGAGACCCGUUUGAAGGCAGAGCCAGCUGGAUGCCAGAUUACCAGAAGGUUCCUGAUUAUCAGAAGGUUCCAGACUACCAGAAGGUUCCAGAUUACCAGAAGGUUCCAGACUACCAGAAGGUUCCAGAUUACCAGAAGUCAGUAUUUGUGGAUGACCCAUUCAGCAGGAAGAGCGAUACGCCGGCUCUGCCGCCCAAGAAGAGUGUUCCCCCGAGACCCAAACCACCCAGUGGUAAGAGCACACCAGUGAGCAUGUCCACCACAGCCGACCUUUCCAAACCGUCUGAUCCCUUCCAGCCGUUUGGCGGUGAGGCCGUCGAUCCGUUCCAGAGUAAAAAGGGCAUGGGAGACCCAUUCAGCGGCAAAGACCCCUUUGCCCCACCGUCGUCGUCAUCGACAGCAUCAAGUAAAGACCCCACAGACUCUACUGCGGGUUUUGCAGACUUCAGUUCUGACCUGAAAAAGUCAAGUUCGGGAACGAGGCUCAGCAGCUGGAGUGGGCAAAGAGGGAGAGUGAACGAGCCGAACGCGAGCGGCUGAAGAGGCUGCGGCAGCAGGAGCAAGAAGACCUGGAGCUCGCCAUCGCUCUGAGCAAGGCCGAGAUGUCCAACGCAUGACCUGCCGCCAACAAACAAACAAACACAUGCACCUCCCUCUUAUAUACACACCCCUCCUCGUCCCCCACCCCAACACUUAAUGACUCAUCGUAUGAGGAGCAGAAGGAACUCCUGGCCCAAAAAAACAAAACAAGAGAACAAGAACAAGAAAACUGACAUGAAGAAAACUGAAGAAGAUGAAGAGGAGGCAACCAGACGCACUGUGUUCACACUCGGACCAAUCCUGACACAUCAUCAUCUCCACUGUUUGUUGUUUCUCCAUCUCCACCUUCACUCAGUGCGUUCUAGAAGCUAAACCUGCUGCUAAAAUCAGUCGCUAAAAGAGAAAGUACAAGGAGAAGCUGUUUGUUCGUGGAUCUACUGAUGUCGACUGAUGCAGAUCUAUGCUUCAGAAUCAUAUUACAAGAUCAUAUUAUAGGAAGACAGAGAGGCAUGUGGAGGAAGCUGGAUUUGGAUUUUCACUCCUCAGGAUGAUCUUUCGUUGUGUGUCCUCCAUGUUUGUCCCUCAGGAAACACUCGUCACAGAUCCACAUGUGAAGUGAGACCGCUGGAAUUAGCAGAGGUUCUUCUCACUUCCUCUGCCCCCCCCCCCCCCCCCGCCCUGCCAACGUUUCAGGUUAGAAAUGAAAGUGAUAUUAAUCUUCUCAUAUGGCUCUUGUUACCCAAUUUUUAAGUUUUUUUUUUUUUUUUUUUAAAUAUCAACCACACGGAGAAGUAUGCAGAGAAACAGUGUGUGUGGAGACCUCAGCUUCUGUCCAGUGUGUAUAUAUAUAUAUAUAUAUAUAUAUAUAUAUAUGUGUGUGUGUGUAUAUACAUAUGUAUAUAUAUAUGAAUGUAAUGUGUAUAUAUAUAUGUAUAUACACAUAUAUUCAUACAAAUAUAUGUACACAUGGAGCUAAAAGCUUGACCCCACUGCUGUGACGUCACCACACGUUGGACUGUGAGGGAUUUUUUUUUUUUUUUGCUACGUUUGACCUCAUUUCAUUUCUAGAGAGUGGAGAUUUUAAUAACUUUGGUUUUAUUUUCUUGAGAUGCUCCAUUUAACGCUUCGUUGAUAUAAAUGAUAUUUGACAUGUUUUUGUUUUAAAAGAACAUUUAAAGCUCCACAGUAGUCGUUUUUGUGACUGUGCAGACGGGCAGGGUUGUUUUAGGAGCUGCCGCAGUUUUGUCGUUAAGCUGGAAACUGAAAAAAAUCUGUGAAUCAAAAGUGCUGUAUGACGGGCUCCAACCACUCGCCUCCAUGUUUACGUGAGUUGUCUCCCUUUUACUUGAAGCGGCGGUAGCGACAUUUUUUCAAGUUUCUUCACUUUGAGUCAGCUGUUUGUUAUUUUGCUGUAUUUUUUGCUGUAUUUUUUGGAUUUAAUCAUUCAAAAAUAUUGUGGGUUUUUUUUGUUUGUGGGCAGGCUUUUAGAAGCUGCCUGCUGAUUGGCUACAGAGUUUUGGAGUGACAGCUCAGUGGACCAGAAAUCGUCACAGGCUUGGAGUCGCUGUCCGUCUGGAACUUGUUCCCCAAGUUUCCCCCAAUCGGCAUCUGACAAAAUAAUUGUAAAUAUCUAAAGUUUGUCAGAUUAUAAACAUUAUAAUAUUUACAAUUAUUUUGUUGGAUUUCGAUGGAGAACGAGUUCCAGGGAGCGUAUUUUCAAACAAUAAAAUGCAGUAUUUUUGAAUGAUUAAAUUAAUAUUUUUGUUGUUUGAAAAUAUUGACACAAAUCUAAUUCCAUAGAUAUCAGCUAUUCCGAUACUGAUACCGAUAUCACAGACUUAAGUAUCUACCGAUAUCAGUCGUUUUACACCCUGCGAAGCUAUUAGCGACAGCCAUUUCAAGCAAAUUUCAAAUAUUCUGCAGUCUUCGCUGAGUAAAUUAUGCGAUAUAUAUAUAGGAUUUUUGGUUCAUAUCGGAGUUCACAUUUUCAUCUUUCCGAUGUCCGAUCCCAUACAUUUUUAACCCAUAUCGGACCAAUGCAGAGACUGAAACGAGCAAAAAGGUGACUUAAAUAGUAAAAACUGAAAUGUGACGCAGGAUUUUGUUUUAAGUUUAAUAGAGCGUAUGUAAAGUGUAAAUGAGAACAGUUAUCUGGUGUCUGAGUGAGUCAGGAUUAAACUGAGCAUUAGACAGUUUGUUCUGUAUGUGAGGACAAUGCUGGGGGACAGAGGACGCAUGUUCUACACGCGUGGAAACUCAAACGCUGGUGCAGUUAAAGCUGAGCAGUUUUGUGAACUGCCUCUCCCUGCCAUGUCAUUAUUAACUGUUUGUUUACAUGUCAUGUUUACAUAUCACAUAUGACUUUUACUGUAGCCGUUACAAACUGUGUUCCUGUAGGAGAAGAAGAGGAGUGACCCUGUUACAGAGUGAGUUGACUUCUCUCUAAGCCGUGCACAGUAAACACGUCUGAGGUGCGGUGUUUAAAAAAUGUAGAUGUGGAAAGUAUAAAAUAAUUAUGCUUAAUUUUGAGAGAAGAAUUGCCAGAUUUUAUGAUAUGUUGUCUUUCAUAUAAACAGGGUUCCCACAGGUCCUUGAAAUCCUUAAAAAAUCUUGUUACGACGCCACCCACUGAUCCCAAGGACAAUCACUUGUCCAGUUGCAGAUCACUAAAAGUGGACGUCAUGGAUGAAGCAGCUCUUAUAAGUUGUCCUCCCAUCUUUAGCUGUGACAUUCUGUCCUUGAAUUGUGAGGGAAUUGGUCCUGGAAAGUCCUUGAGUUUGAUGUCAACAAAGGUGUGGGAACCCUGUGUAUGUAUGUUAUGUAUUUCAGGAGCAGGGUCAGCUCUACACAGGCCACCAUUUUGGACCACAGUGGACAAACUAAACGUUUACUGAAGGCUUUGUAAGUUCUCUAAAGGGAAGAAUGAGGUGAGAGACGUUCAGCUGCAACAUGAAACUCAAACAUGGUACCUUUAACGCUUCUUAUGGAAAUGCUACUAAACCAGCAACAAAUUAUUGUUGAAUUAAUAAUUUGGGCAAAGGUUCAAGCUUAAACACGUUAGGUUGAUUUAAGUUGUGAUAUAAAUCUGACGACUGUUGGCGUGCGCUGCUCAGACGGUCAUCAUUCACAUUGUAUUUGUCAUCGUGAUACCUCCCAUUGUGCAAUAGACCAUGUUUAUUUUUAUUGUUUUAUGUAAGAGUCUGUUUUCAAUAUAUAUAUAUAUAUAUAUAGCGUCUUAUAUGUCUUUUUUUUUUUUAAACAAAUUUGUUUAUUUAUGCACCUGCUCGGCUGCCGCCGCUCAAACCCACGUUAUUUUUUUAACAUUAAACUUUUCAAGUUUACACGCUUGUUUUAUCUCACUGUAACGCGUCAUCUCACUCUGCUGUCGUUCCUCACAUGAAGGUGAAAUAAUCUUUUUUGUUCUGUUUUUUCUCUGAAGAUGCAUACAAUGUGUAUACAGUCUGUAUUAUAGUAUUAUGUCUUAUUAUAUUUGUCCCAUAAAAAGUGAAGAGACGAAGGUUAACUGCAGUUACACUACUAUAGCUGAGAGAAGAGACGCUGAUCCUCUCUCUACACGCUCUGUACUGUUUACUAGAAUAAACAUUUCAGUUCAAUCAGGUGA
This is a messenger RNA of Solea solea (common sole), 6574 nucleotides long. RefSeq names its product epidermal growth factor receptor pathway substrate 15-like 1a (gene eps15l1a). Gene Ontology annotation, biological process: endocytosis; endosomal transport. Gene Ontology annotation, cellular component: cytoplasm; clathrin coat of coated pit; plasma membrane. The transcript is spliced from 26 exons. Gene Ontology annotation, molecular function: calcium ion binding; cadherin binding. Bases 73 to 2952 code for a protein of 959 amino acids. NCBI's taxonomy places the organism in Eukaryota, Metazoa, Chordata, Actinopteri, Pleuronectiformes, Soleidae. The record is from RefSeq and is a predicted model, not a curated record.